ACAUAUCCGGACACCAAUGUUUCGAAUACAUUUCAUGAUCACGUGGAUAUUGAAUUGAUCGCAACCUUUUUUCUCAUUUCUGCUUGCGGACCAUGCAAGGGGCGGUCAUCACAACAGCAACGAACCUGGGAAAAAAAAAAUCACAUCAAUUUAAUACACGUCAUGAUCAUGCCGAUUACGGCUUAGACGUUGUUACCUUCUUAUGCACUUUUGUAGACCAUCCCAGUAGAUCGUUGGCCACCGUAAUCGAUACAAACACGGCAGCCAAUACCACAUUUGCUUAUUCGAUUGGUUCUCUCCGAGAGCAAGCCCAGACAAUGAAAUGGAACGGUGUUACAGCGGUCAUUCCACCUUCUAAAUUCUUUGGUGGGGUCAACCAAUACAUUUCGUGGUAGAAUAAAGGGUCGCGUAGAUGGAUGAGAUGGCGAGAGCACUGUGACUCAUAGUGUGACCUAAGUUCGCGUAUUCCAUAGCCUUGAAAAGGGGGAAGUUCAAAAGCACA
This is a messenger RNA of Verruconis gallopava, 502 nucleotides long. RefSeq lists its product as uncharacterized. The coding region runs from base 93 to 395 and encodes 100 amino acids. The transcript has a single exon. Lineage: Eukaryota; Fungi; Ascomycota; Dothideomycetes; Venturiales; Sympoventuriaceae. The record is from RefSeq and is a predicted model, not a curated record.